AUGGUGAGGGAAGAUGACAAGGUGAUCCCGGUGCGUGUGGCGCUGCGCUGCCGUCCCUUGGUGCCGAAGGAGACGGCCGAAGGGUGCCAGAUGUGCCUGUCCUUCGUGCCGGGGGAGCCGCAGGUGGUCGUAGGCAAUGAUAAGUCAUUCACGUACGACUACGUGUUCGACCCUUCUGUUGAGCAAGAGGAGGUCUUCAACACAGCCGUCGCCCCUCUCAUACGAGGCAUCUUCAAAGGGUAUAAUGCUACCGUCUUAGCCUACGGACAGACAGGAUCGGGAAAAACGUACUCUAUGGGAGGUACCUACACUGCCAAUCAAGAGCAUGAACCUAGUGUGGGGGUCAUCCCUCGGGUAAUCAAACUGCUGUUUAAGGAGAAGGAGCAAAGGCAGGAUUGGGAAUUCGUCCUCAAAGUUUCUUACCUAGAGAUAUACAACGAGGAUAUUCUAGACCUGCUGUGCCCGUCAAGAGAACGGUCUUCUCAAAUCAGUAUACGGGAAGAUCCAAAAGAAGGCAUAAAGAUUGUAGGGUUGACAGAAAGAAACGUCACCUGUGCCCAAGAUACUGUAUCCUGCCUAGAACAAGGGAACAAUUCCAGAACGGUCGCCUCCACAGCAAUGAACUCCCAGUCCUCACGGUCCCAUGCCAUCUUCACCAUUUGCAUUGAUCAGAAAAAGAAAAAUGACAAGAACAGCAGUUUUCACUCCAAGCUACACCUGGUUGAUCUCGCUGGCUCUGAGAGACAAAAGAAGACCAAGGCUGAGGGAGACCGACUAAAAGAAGGCAUCAACAUAAACAGAGGUCUCCUCUGCCUGGGGAAUGUGAUUAGUGCUCUUGGUGAUGAAAAUAAAAAGGGCGGUUUUGUCCCGUACAGAGACUCCAAGUUAACAAGACUGCUGCAAGAUUCUCUGGGCGGUAACAGCCACACUCUCAUGAUUGCCUGCGUAAGCCCAGCGGAUUCCAAUCUAGAAGAAACUCUAAAUACUCUGCGUUAUGCUGACAGAGCAAGAAAAAUAAAAAAUAAGCCAAUUGUCAACCUUGAUCCCCAGGCGGCUGAGUUGCAUCAUCUAAAGCAGCAGGUACAACAGCUACAGGUGUUACUGCUGCAGGCCCAUGGCGGGACCCUCCCGGUGUCUCUCAAUAGUAUGGCACCAUCAGAGAAUCUUCAGUCCCUGAUGGAGAAGAACCAGCUGCUAACGGAGGAGAAUCAGAAGCUGAGCAGAGGGCUGAGUGAGGCCGCUGGUCAGACAGCACAGAUGUUGGAGAGGAUCAUUCUGACAGAACAAGAAAAUGAGAAGAUGAACGCCAAACUAGAGCAGCUUCAGCAACAUGCUGUAUGCAAGCUUGAUCUGCAGAAGCUGGUAGAGACUGUGGAAGAUGAGGAGCUAAAAGAAAACGUAGAGGUGAUUCGCAAUCUGCAGCAAGUGUUGGCUCAGUUGCAGAGUGAAAAUGCUGCCACAAUGGAAGCUGCUGCAGAGAUGGCAAACUCUGAACAGGACGCUGCCGCUGAAGCAGAAAUGGGCCAGGAUACCAAGAGAGCCUCAGAUGACUUCACCACUCAACAUGCCCUCCGUCAAGCACAGAUGUCCAAAGAGCUGCUUGAAUUGAAUAAAGCCCUGGCUCUGAAAGAGGCACUUGCCAAAAAAAUGACUCAGAAUGAUAGUCAGCUGGAGCCCAUUCAGUCCCAGUACCAGACUAAUAUCAAGGAUCUGGAAUUGGAGGUCAGCAGUCUGCAAAAAGAAAAGGAGGAGCUGAUCCUUGCUCUGCAUAUGGCAAAGAAGGAUGUCAACCAAGCUAAACUGAGUGAACGGCGUCGGAAAAGACUGCAGGAGUUGGAAGGGCAAAUUAAUGAGCUGAAAAAAAAGCUGAAUGAACAAUCAAAGCUCUUAAAGCUGAAGGAAUCUACAGAACGCACCGUCACCAAGCUGAACCAGGAGAUCAGGGAAAUGAAAAACCAAAGGGUACAGCUGAUGCGCCAAAUCAAAGACGAUGCGGAGAAAUUCAGGCAAUGGAAACAACAGAAGGACAAGGAAGUGAUCCAGCUGAAAGAACGGGAUCGCAAGAGACAGUAUGAGCUACUUAAGCUAGAACGAGAUUUCCAGAAGCAGGCCAACGUACUUCGGCGCAAAACAGAAGAGGCAGCAGCUGCUAACAAGCGCCUAAAGGAUGCUCUGCAGAAACAACGGGAGGUUGCAGAUAAGCGGAAGGAGAGUCAAAACCGGGGGAUGGAAGGAGUUGCUGCACGAGUAAAAAGUUGGCUUGCAAAUGAAGUAGAGGUUCUCGUUAGUACUGAAGAGGCUCGACGGCACCUUGCAGACCUUCUGGAGGACAGAAAGAUCUUGGCGCAGGAGCUCCUUCAGCUUAAAGAGAAGAAAGAGGCUGGGGAAAACCCACCUCUAAAACUGCGGAGACGCACCUACUCCCUCGCAGAUUUGCAGGCAUCGGAGAUGGAUGUUUCCAUAUCAAAGCAGAUAGAAAGCCUGGAAACUGAGAUGGGGCUCAGGAGCGCCCAGAUAGCGGAUCUGCAGCAGAAACUCUUAGACGCAGACAACGGAGAUCGUGUGAAACAGCGCUGGGACAGCAUUGCAACAAUUCUAGAGGCUAAAUGUGCUUUGAAGUAUCUCCUUGGAGAGCUGGUCUCCUCAAAAGUGCAGGAAAGCAAGUUGGAGAGCAGCCUUCAGCAGAGUAAAGCCAACUGUUCAGACAUACAAAAGAUGCUGAUUGAAGAGCGAAACCACGUAACGGAGAUGGAGGCCGAGUUCCAAAAUCAGCUUUUGGUGCAGGAACAGCACCACCAGGAGAAGGUUCUGUACCUGCUUAGCCAAUUUCAGCAAAAAGAAGCAGCAGAGAAAAAACUGGAAGAUUCACUCAGUGAGCAAGAGAAACAGCUACAAGAGCGACUCAAGUUCCAGGAGGAAGAGCUGGAGAAAAUGAGGGAGAUCUGUGAGAAGAACCAAGAACUUCUCCAGGAAAAUGACACUCUUAAGCAGAAACUGCUGCUCCUCCAAAUUGCCAGUGGACAGAAACUCCGUCACAUUCAGAAAGUGCCGUCCGAGUCCCCAGAUUCUUCUUUUGAUUAUAUUCCACCCAAACCAAAGGCUCGCCGGCAAACGACAGCAAAACCCCGUGCACCAACCCCAGAAAUGGAUAUGGAAGAGCUGUUCUCUGACUCGGGGGAGUCCGAAGGGGAGAUGGAGGAUGCGGAGUGGGUUCCGGUAAAAGCAGUCAAAGGAGCAAAGAAAAGCGUGAUGGGGUGCUCCUGCAAGGGCCGGUGUGGAAAUCGGCAGUGUGGCUGCAGGAAGCAGAAGCUGGGCUGCACCGAGGGCUGUAGCUGCGACUCGGCAAAAUGCAGAAACAGAGACCCUGGCUUUCAGGACGCCACCCUGUGCGAGAACCAAACGAGGGACUCUGAAGGUUCCUUCAAACUCGAAGACCCCACUGAAGUGACCGCAGGGGAGACCUUCUUCCAGCCCGUGUGCAUCGUGCCAAGUACAAAGGUGCUGAAAGACAUCACGGACCAAGAUGUGUUCAUGAAGAAGCCCAGCGCUGCUGCCUCCCUGCUCGUGAGAGAUGAGGAGUCCCAGGAGAACCAGGUGCCGUUUGUAAAGAGGAAGAAGAGAAUGCUGAGUAGCAACACCAGCUUUUUUUCAGGCUGCACCCCUAUCAAGGAGGAGCUUAACUGA
Nipponia nippon (crested ibis) is the source of this 3684-nucleotide messenger RNA. The record is from RefSeq and is a predicted model, not a curated record. NCBI's taxonomy places the organism in Eukaryota, Metazoa, Chordata, Aves, Pelecaniformes, Threskiornithidae.